GUUUCGGCCUUGGCCGUCAUUAUGUGAAUUUUUCCAGACGCUCCGAGCUUUUGUAAACGCGAAUUUAUUUAGUUAUUGCGAGACACUCAGCUGAUUAACUUGUAGAAUACAUAAAUUAUUUUCAAAGAAGUGCAGCGCGUAGAUUAAAUUCAAACGAAAUGGCGACAAAAUUGGAUGCAAUAAUUUUCGGCGCAACCGGCUUUACUGGAGAAAUUGUCGUUGAUAAUGCGCCGGAGGUGUUGCAAGGCUUGACGUGGGGUAUUGCGGGAAGGAAUUCGGCUAAAUUGGAAAAUGUCUUGAAAGUAGCCGGUAAAAAAAUAGGCAAGGAUCUUAGUAAGAUACCCAUUAUUUUGGCAGACGUUGAAGAUGAAAAUUCCAUAAAGGAAAUGGCGAACAAGAGCAAGGUCAUCAUCAAUUGUUGCGGCCCCUAUCGUUUUUAUGGCGAGGUGGUUGUGAAAGCCUGCAUUGAAGCUGGCACUCAUCACGUGGAUAUCAGCGGUGAGCCACAAUUUAUCGACGGCAUGGCUGUAAAGUAUCAUGAAUUGGCCAAAGAGAAGCACGCCUAUGUUGUCUCGGCCUGCGGAUUUGAUAGUAUACCUGCGGAAAUGGGUGUGGUCUUUGCAGAACGUAAUUUUCCAGGUACUGUGAACUCCAUUGAAACAUACUGGGAGAAUACCGUCGAUUUCAAAGAGGGUGAGUCUAAAGCAAUGCUGCAUACCGGUACUUGGGAGAGCGUUGUAUACGCGCUGAGCCAUGCCAAGGAAGUGAUUGCACUCACAAAACAGCUGAAGCCCAAAGAUUAUCCAGAGUUGAAACCGGCUUUGAAAGUGCGCCGCUACCCGCAUAAGGUGCCUACACUUGAAAGCUACUUUGUACCCGUAAUGGGUGGAGAUCGCCAUAUCGUUACAAACACACAACGUUUAUGGUUUGAGAAUGAGGAAAAGCGUCCAAUACAAUUCGAAAAUUAUGUUGGUUACAAAUCGCUACUCUACGCCAUCAUAACGCCCCUUAUAGUGGUGUUAAUCUCUCUGUUGUCCCAAUUCAAUUUUACGCGCAACUUACUUUUGAAAUAUCCACAAAUUUUCUCUUUGGGUCUCAUAUCACCCGAUGGGCCAACGCAAGCCACUAUGGAAUCUCACUUCUUCCAAAUGCUUUUCAAAACUAAAGGCUGGACCAAGGCGCAAUCGCUGAGUGAGCAACCUAAACAGCAGCUAUGGACACGUGUCUCUGGUCGCAAUCCUUUCUAUGCCAUGACUGGUGUGGCUAUGUUGGCAGUAGCGAAGAUUAUUUUGCAGGAGACGGACAAGUUGCCUGGAAGUGGUGGCGUGAUCUCUCCUGGUUAUGCUUUCGCCAAAACUAGCCUCAUUGAAGACUUGGAGAAGUACAAAUACGGCAUGAAGUUCGAGGUACUGAAGUUGGAGGCGUAGUUGUUUAGAAGCCAGUAAAAAGUGUGGAUUUAAUACGUUUUUUUUAUUAUAUUUAAAAUAAAGAUAAUACACACCCUGCGAGAAAUAAACAACAAGACUUAA
Messenger RNA from Rhagoletis zephyria (snowberry fruit fly), 1529 nucleotides. RefSeq names its product saccharopine dehydrogenase-like oxidoreductase. Gene Ontology annotation, biological process: glycolipid biosynthetic process. Lineage: Eukaryota; Metazoa; Arthropoda; Insecta; Diptera; Tephritidae. The record is from RefSeq and is a predicted model, not a curated record. Gene Ontology annotation, cellular component: lipid droplet; plasma membrane; mitochondrion.